This is a messenger RNA of Penicillium subrubescens, 1362 nucleotides long. Its product is annotated as co-chaperone SGT1. The transcript is spliced from 2 exons. Gene Ontology annotation, biological process: protein stabilization. Bases 1 to 1362 code for a protein of 453 amino acids. Gene Ontology annotation, molecular function: protein-folding chaperone binding. NCBI's taxonomy places the organism in Eukaryota, Fungi, Ascomycota, Eurotiomycetes, Eurotiales, Aspergillaceae. The record is from RefSeq and is a predicted model, not a curated record.
AUGAACGCUGCCGCAGAGGGUGACAAGGCUCUUGUGGCCUCAAAUGCGCCACUCGCGAUUCAACACUACACCCGCGCCUUGAUCGAGCUUCCCCGCGCCCCGUCCUACUACCUCCAACGUGCAAUAGCUCGCUCACGUGUUAAGCCAGCAGAUGGUGGACCGAAAUCCGGUGAAGCCCUCCAAGAUGCUGAGAUUGCACUCUCGCUAGCCCGCGAGCGCGGUAAGCGUGAGCUCAUUCUGUCAGCACAGAUGCGCCGCGGAGUGGCUUUAUUCCAGCUCGAACGCUACGGCGAUGCGAAGUUCCUUUUCGAGCUAAUUGAGUCGAAGACAUCUGGUGAAAAGGAGGCACAAAGCAAAGCGGACGGAGUGAAAGCUGCUAUGGCUGAUGGAACAUCUUCGAGCAAGAAGAAUGGAUACGGAGCUGAGCUGCCUAUUUGGAUGGCUAAAGUUGGCCGCAAGCUGGGAGGGUUGGCUGAGGGCGAUGAGAAGGGUAUUGUCUCUGUGGUUGAGUAUCCUACGGACACACGUGUACCAACUGAGAAGGAGCUUGAGGCUGAAUGGGAGAGUCUCAAGUCAGGCAGUGUGGUGGGAGAUAAGGCAGUGCAAGAGAAGGGCCAAAAGGACCCGGUUUCAUUUGAUGGAGCAUCAGAUCAGACCAAAACCGAGACCAAAGUGGUAGCAGAGGCUUCGCCCGCCGCGGUUGCACAAAAGGUUCGCCAUGAGUGGUAUCAAUCUCAGGACUCUGUUGUGGUGACCCUCUACGUGAAGGGGAUUCCCAAAGAUAAGGUUGAGACUGAGUUGAAAGAUGGCUCCGUCUCACUACAAUUCCCUCUUCCCUCUAGCUCCAGCUAUGAUUUCACGCUCGACCCUCUCUUCGCUCCCAUCGACCCGUCCACAUCCAAAGUGUCGGUCAUGAGCACUAAGAUUGAACUCACCCUGCAGAAGAAGACACCGGGUCAGAAAUGGGGCAGCCUUGAAGGAUCAGCAUCCACCACAAAGAUCGCAGACCGUCCUGCUGCGCCACCAGCGCCAGCGAGCGCAGGGCCAGCAUACCCAACCUCAUCGCGACACGGCGCAAAGGACUGGGACAAGCUUGCAUCGUCUCUGACUGCCAAGAAGUCUAAGGAAGCGACCAAAAGGACAGAGAACGACGAGGAAGGCAAUGUCUCCGACGCGGAAUCUCUUGGUUCAGAGUAUGGCGGUGAUGCCGUGGAUGGAUUUUUCAAGAAGCUCUACGCAGGGGCUGAUCCGGACACGCGCCGAGCGAUGAUGAAAAGCUACAUUGAGAGUCAAGGCACUUCUCUGAGCACCAACUGGUCCGAGGUUGGUAGUAAGAAGAUGGAACCACACCCUUCGACUUGA